GGUACGUGAAUAUUGAGCAAUGGACACUGGAAACUGGAGCCAGGUAACAGAAUUCAUCAUUUUGGGCUUCCCUCACCUCCAAGGUGUCCAGACUUAUCUCUUUUUCUUGUUGCUUGCCAUUUACCUCACUACAAUAUUGGGAAACCUGCUGAUAUUCUUGGUGGUCCACAUGGACUCUCGGCUCCACACACCCAUGUACAAGUUUGUCAGCAUUCUUUCCUUCUUGGAGCUUGGCUACACAGCUGCCACCAUCCCUAAGAUGCUGGCGAACUUGCUCAGUGAGAAGAAGACAAUUUCCUUUUCUGGAUGCCUCCUGCAGAUCUAUUUCUUUCACUCUCUUGGAGCUACUGAGUGCUACCUCCUGACAGCAAUGGCCUAUGACAGGUACUUAGCCAUCUGCAGACCCCUCCACUAUCCCACCCUCAUGACCCAGACACUGUGCACCAAGAUUGCUAUUGGCUGCUGGUUGGGAGGCUUGGCUGGGCCAGUAGUAGAAAUUUCCUUGGUGUCUCGUCUUCCUUUCUGUGGUCCCAACCAUAUUCAACACAUCUUUUGUGAUUUCCCUCCUGUGCUGAGCUUGGCUUGUACUGACACAUCAGUCAAUGUUCUGGUAGAUUUUAUUGUAAACUCCUGCAAGAUUCUGGCCACCUUCCUGCUGAUUCUCAGCUCCUACCUACAGAUAAUUCGCACAGUGCUCAGAAUUCCUUCUGCUGCAGGCAAGAAGAAGGCCUUCUCCACAUGUGCCUCCCACCUCACUGUGGUUCUCAUCUUCUACGGCAGCAUCCUCUUCAUGUAUGUGCGGCUGAAGAAAAGUUACUCCCUUGACUAUGACCGAGCCUUAGCAGUAGUCUAUUCUGUGGUUACCCCUUUCCUUAACCCCUUCAUCUACAGCUUGCGCAACAAGGAAAUCAAGGACGCCCUGAAGAGGCAGCUGAUGAAAACAGGGAUGCUAGGAUGA
Messenger RNA from Peromyscus maniculatus bairdii (prairie deer mouse), 958 nucleotides. It is a transcript of the gene Or6n1, whose product is annotated as olfactory receptor family 6 subfamily N member 1. NCBI's taxonomy places the organism in Eukaryota, Metazoa, Chordata, Mammalia, Rodentia, Cricetidae. The record is from RefSeq and is a predicted model, not a curated record. Gene Ontology annotation, biological process: G protein-coupled receptor signaling pathway. Gene Ontology annotation, cellular component: membrane. Gene Ontology annotation, molecular function: olfactory receptor activity; G protein-coupled receptor activity.